CGGAUUUUCCCCCAGAUUUAGCCAACUGACGUAGCUGACGCUGAAUUUGUUGGUUAAGUGUGAUGCGAUUUUCCCAAGUAAAAUAAAUAAAAUCUUCCAAAAAUGAGUCGUCGACGCCCUCACGAAGAAGAGGACGGCUAUGACCGUGCCUACCGCAAACGGCGCCGAGUCUCCGAAAAUCAAGAGAUCGAGGACCGCCUGGAGUCCCUCAUUCUCCGAGUCGGUGAAAAAAGCACCUCCUCACUAGAAUCCAACUUGGAGGGCCUAGCCAGUGUCCUAGAGGCCGACUUAUCCACAUUUCGGGUCAAAAUAUUGCGAAUUUUAACGGACUGUGCCAUCAAAAUGCCGGAAAAAUGCACGAUUUACACGACUCUGGUCGGCCUCCUUAACGUGAAAAACUACAAUUUCGGGGGCGAUUUUGUCGAGUACAUGGUGAAGAAUUUUAAGGAGUCUUUGAAGAAUUGCAAGUGGGACGCGGCGAGAUAUGCGUUACGGUUUUUGGCCGACUUGGUCAACUGUCACGUCGUUUCGGCCCCCUCUUUGCUCCAGCUGUUGGACAACAUGAUUGACGCCGCCAACGAAGACAACGUCCCGCAAGUCCGUCGCGAUUGGUACGUUUUCGCCAUUUUGAGCACACUACCAUGGGUGGGCCGCGAGCUGUACGAAAAGAAGGAGCAAGCCUUGGAGCAUCUCCUAGUACAAAUUGAAGUUUUCUUAAACAAGAGGACCAAGAAACACCACAACGCCUUAAGGGUCUGGGCUAUUGACACUCCCCACCCUCAGGAGGAGUACCUCGAUUGUUUGUGGUCCCAAAUUCGUAAAUUGAGACAAGACAACUGGGCGGAGAAGCACAUUCCUCGCCCGUACUUAGCGUUUGAUUCAAUUCUGUGCGAGGCUUUACAGCACAGUUUGCCCUCAAUCCUCCCUCCUCCACACCACGAUUCGUACCAGUACCCCAUGCCUUGGGUCACUUUCCGCUUGUUUGAUUAUACCGACUGCCCGGAAGGGCCGAUCCUCCCGGGGGCUCACUCAAUCGAGCGAUUUUUAAUCGAGGAACACAUUCAUUCAAUCAUCGAAAUGUACCACUUGGAGAGAAAAGAUUGCGCGGCACAUCUUUUGAAUUUCCCGUACAAACUCAAAAUUCCACUCGAGUAUUGCAUAGUCGAGUGCAUUUUCGCCGAACUGUUUCAUAUGCCGACGCCUCGGUACUUGGAAAUUGCCUAUGGGGCUAUUUUGAUCGAAUUGUGUAAACUACAACCGUCGACAAUGCCACAGGUUUUGGCCCAAGCGACCGAAAUGUUGUUCAUGAGGAUUGAUUCAAUGAACGUGUCGUGUUUUGACCGAUUUGUCGGUUGGUUUUCGUAUCAUUUGAGUAAUUUUCAAUUUCGGUGGUCGUGGGAGGAUUGGGAUAGUUGUUUGACGCUCGAUAUGGAGCACCCCAAGCCCAAGUUUAUCAGGGAAACGAUGUUAAAAUGCAUGAGACUGUCGUACCAUCAAAGAAUUAGGGAGAUUCUUCCAGAUUCGUUCAGUUGUUUCAUCCCAGCGAAGCCGGAGCCCGACUACAAAUACGCGAAGGAGGGGGCUGCGUCACUUCCGGGUACUACGGCUGCCCAUCAAUUGGUGGUGUCAAUACGUCAGAAGUGCACCCCCGAGGAGGUCCUAGGGGUGCUUAAGGACCUCCCAAACCCCCGUUCAGAAGAAGAGACUGAUAGCAGAUUUAAUCCUCUCAAAAUCGACGUUUUUGUGCAAACUCUACUCAACUUAGGGUCGAAGAGCUUCUCGCACAGUUUUGCAGCGAUUUCCAAGUUUCUUUACGUUUUUAAGAUUUUAGCAGAGUCGGAGGAAGCUCAAAUUUGCGUUUUACGAAACAUGUUCGAAUUGUGGCACCACCACCAACAAAUGAUGGUCGUUUUAGUUGACAAAAUGUUGAAAAUUCAAAUUGUCGAGUGUUCAGCGGUCGCUAAUUGGAUUUUUUCCAAAGAGAUGACGGCCGAAUUCACCAAAAUGUACUUGUGGGAAAUUUUACAUCUGACUAUUAAAAAAAUGAACAGACACGUGAUUAAGCUAGGGGGUGAACUAGCUGAAGCUAGAGAGAAACUAGCACGGGCUGAAAGCAGCGAAAGUGAGUCUGAAGAUGAGGAUUCGAAGAAGAAGCAAUCUGAUAACGAGAAACCAACUGAAGAGUAUGUUGAAAGGAUGGAAGAGAAGUUGGAAGCGGCACAAGCCGAUCAGAAAAACUUGUUCCUGAUUAUUUUCCAGAGGUUUAUAAUGAUACUGUCUGAACAUUUGGUCAGGUGUGACACGGAUGGGCGCGACUAUAACACCCAUUGGUACAAGUGGACAAUUGGGAGGCUCCAACAAGUGUUUCUAGCGCAUCAUGAACAAGUUCAGAAAUACAGUUCUACGUUGGAAACGCUGCUGUUUACCCAAGACUUGGACCCACACAUUCUCGAAGUAUUCCAACAGUUCGUCUCUUUGAGAGCUUAAUUUUUUAUUUAAUUUACAUUGUAAAGUGUAGUUUAUAUCGUCUCAAUUACAAUUCAUAAAUAAAAAGUAUAUCAAUAUACGAUAA
Tribolium castaneum (red flour beetle) is the source of this 2572-nucleotide messenger RNA. It is a transcript of the gene Cbp80, whose product is annotated as cap binding protein 80. The transcript is spliced from 7 exons. Gene Ontology annotation, molecular function: RNA cap binding; mRNA binding; protein binding. NCBI's taxonomy places the organism in Eukaryota, Metazoa, Arthropoda, Insecta, Coleoptera, Tenebrionidae. Gene Ontology annotation, cellular component: nucleus; nuclear cap binding complex. Gene Ontology annotation, biological process: mRNA export from nucleus; nuclear-transcribed mRNA catabolic process, nonsense-mediated decay. The record is from RefSeq and is a predicted model, not a curated record. The coding region runs from base 103 to 2487 and encodes 794 amino acids.